Messenger RNA from Triplophysa dalaica, 2338 nucleotides. RefSeq names its product CTTNBP2 N-terminal like a (gene cttnbp2nla). The coding region runs from base 80 to 1666 and encodes 528 amino acids. Lineage: Eukaryota; Metazoa; Chordata; Actinopteri; Cypriniformes; Nemacheilidae. The transcript has 5 exons. The record is from RefSeq and is a predicted model, not a curated record.
GUUGUUUCGAGCAGCUGAACUUCACUGAAGCCCAUCGGCUCUUCUCGAUGUGCUUUAUUGAAAAACGAUCAAACUUGGGAUGGCACCCACGACGGAGUCCAGACUGAAUGUGGAGGAUUUGAGUAAAAAAGAGCUUCUGUUGCUCCUCAGUGUUCUGGAAGGAGAGCUGGAGGCUCGAGACUUUGUCAUACAGACACUUAGGGCCCAGAACAGAGACUCUUACAUGUGGGAGCGUUAUGGAAAAUACAGCCUGAGCGAUCCCUUCCUGGCGCUGCAGAGGGACGGCGAGGUCCUCCAGGACUCAGGUCGAGGCAGUGGGGACGGAGGGAGUUCCUCACAGAGACGCCAGGGCAUCUGUGGGGCGGCGGCGGCUCGCGCGGACCCUCUGGCGGUCCUGAAGCUGGUGGUGGGACACUGCAGAAGGAUGCAGGAGAAGAUGCUGAAGCAGCUGGCAGCUGCAGAGUCCAGACACAGGAGGAUCAUUGCAGAUCUGGAGGAGGAGAAGAGAAAGCAUGCUGAAGAUGCUGCAGAAGGAGAUGAUGUCACGUACAUUCUUGAGAAGGAGAGAGAGCGCCUUCUACAGCAGUUGGAGUUCGAGAAGGCAAAGACGUCUCGUAUCGAGAGGGAGAAAAAACGGCUCCACGAUCAGUUAGAAGACCAGCGUGUCCAGCAGAAACAUCUCAUGACGGCUCUGAGUCGAGAAUGCAAACGCUCCGGCUCCCGCGCCCACGAGGAGUCCCAGCGCGCCACCGAGCUCUGCCACCGCCUGGAGCGGGAACGAUCGGCCAGUCAGGCCCUGAAGGCGGAGCUGGAGGAGGAGAAGAAGCGGGCUAUGCAAAUGGAGGCGAGGAGGGAGGAGCUAUUGGCUGAAUUUGACACGGAGCGAGAGCAGCUCGGCCUGAGGUUACGGAAGGAGGAGGCGCGCUGCAGGGAGCUGCAGGAGGAGAGGGAGAGAUUGAGGAGACACAUGAGCGCUGUCAAGAUGAACGGACAUCAUGUUCCUACAGAGGAAGAUGUCCGAGUCGAUGUUCUAGAAAAUCAAUCAUCGAGUAGCACACAGCACACAUUGACCAAUGGGAGCUCGCCGUCCGAUCCUCAAGCCCACAGCCCUUCCGGCAGCGACACCGAGUGUUCCCUUCAAAGUACGAUAUUGACACAAUCACCAGACAUGUCUAGUCUACAAGCUGUGUAUCAAGCCGGCAUCCACCAGCGCUUCCACGCAGCACGUCACAAGUUCCAAGGCACCUUCGAUGAAGACAUCCCCGCCUCUCCUCCACCCUGCGACGCCAAUGCGAUAUCUCCGACAGACGGCGUCUCUUCUAAACACGCGGCACGCAAUACAGUCACCCAAGCCCUGAAUCGCUUCGGCGCUCAGCAGGGUUCCAGCAAACCCACGGCACCCAACACUUCCCCUUUCGGCACGGAUUACCGUACGCUGUCCCAAUCCGGCGUAACGUCUCCGACCAUCAGGUCUCCCACCAUUCCCAGAGCAGAAAGAGGGACCCCGCCUCCAAUCCCCCCCAAGAAGCCUGGCCUCGCCGAGACUCCGCCCUCUCCGGCCUCUCAUCGAGCCGCUCGCCUGGCACAAAUGACGCCCGGUUGCGGUCGUAGCAGCAGUCACGAGAACAGCAAGGAACCAGACUUUGUGUUGUCAUCUAGUGGCUAGCAAGAUUGUCAUGAAUGUGACGGCUAUGAACUUGUCCAACACUGUUGAUCAUUUUUUUAUCGUUUUUUCAGAAGAUUCUAAAUAUAUAUUUUUACAGUAUUAUAUCUCACGGGUGUAUGCAUGGUAUUUUGCAAUAUAUUAUCAGAUGCAUGUUGAUUAUGUGCAUGAAUUUUAACAUAUUACACGUUACGAACUUGACCACACCCUUCAUGAAAAAUCACGUUUUUAUCACAAAAAAAACACGAAUGACUGGUACCAGUUUUCAUGAAUAGAUUAACAUAUUUCUGGCCAAUAUUUGUUUAUACAUGAUUAUGUAUACUUCACCCAGUCUAGUUUAUACACUGUACUGUAUAUUUAACAGAUUGCAUGUGCAAACAAUCAUUUUUUGGUAUAUCUAAAGGUGUUGAAGAUUUAGCCUUAAUAUUCACUUACUCUGAAACAUGUUUUAUUACACAUUCUCGUCUGUGUGUAUCUCUUGCUGAAUAUAAUUGCACAAUAUUAUGCUUUUAAGUUAUUGCCUAUCUGUGCUGCCUUAAACCGGCCAGCAGGGGGCAUCGGGUGGUAAAGUGACCGUAACAUCAUUCUCAGAAUACCAUCCCACCACCCUCUGCAUACUUCCCACUAUACCCUGUACACUGCCUACUACAUAAAAAAUAAAGACACAUAAGUUGA